Emericellopsis cladophorae is the source of this 3174-nucleotide messenger RNA. RefSeq names its product Maternal embryonic leucine zipper kinase-like protein. The coding region runs from base 1 to 3174 and encodes 1057 amino acids. Gene Ontology annotation, cellular component: cytoplasm. The record is from RefSeq and is a predicted model, not a curated record. The transcript has a single exon. Lineage: Eukaryota; Fungi; Ascomycota; Sordariomycetes; Hypocreales; Bionectriaceae. Gene Ontology annotation, biological process: signal transduction; protein phosphorylation. Gene Ontology annotation, molecular function: ATP binding; protein kinase activity.
AUGGCUCAGCCCGAUGACCCACAAACCGAGCCGCCGCCCACCGCCAGACACAGGCACUUCUUCUCCAGGCUUCUGGAUCGCGCGCAUCAGCGAGGGCGCUCCGAGUCGGUGCCUCCCAAGGCCUUUGCUGGUUCUCAGGCUGCGCCUCAGCUGCAGUCUCCGGAGGAGACGAUCUCGCCAGACCAAAAUCAUGACCCCGUCAAGGGCGCCGGCACCGCCACGCGCCGCGUGUCGAGGAGUGUCGUUCCUGGCCUGCCCCGUGUGAAGACUUUCAAGCGCCAGCUGUCGGAGGAUAGGGACCGUCUGGCGCCCGUCGAGCCCACGCUCGAGGAGAGAAGGGCGGUGUCGAUGGAUAGGCGUUCUCAUGCCCUUCACACGCGGCAUCAAGGGCAGACAGAUCCACGCGCAAGCGCCCCGGACCACGUCAGCUCAGCAGCAGCUAAUCAUGAAUCUGCCCCCUUUUCGUCGUCAACGCUCGCCCAAGACACCACCGACACCGAUCCGCAAUUGCUGGGCGGCGAACCCUUUGGAGACGACUUGCAGCAACCUCGGGGCUACGAAUCGGAAGCCAUGACAGAGGAUGGAUCUAUAGCACCCGUAGAGUUCGACGAGUUUGACAGAAUGCUCCGUUAUGAGCUGGAGACAACCUGGAUUCUCAACCUCAGCAUGCGCUACAAGGACCGCUCCAAUCGGGAAAAGUUCUUUGUCACCUACCGUGAGAGCGAACAGCUGUGGCGGCGUGUCACUGUCACGCUCGACUACCGGAAUGCGCCCGAGGGCUCGCUCGAGGAGGAGCUGUUGGGAAUGAAGUACCAGCGCGACAAGAGCUCCAAGAUUUACGAGUCAAUACGUCAAAGCCUGCCAGAGAUCCAGUUCUACGAUACUGUCACCAACCUCAAACUCGAAACGACGGAUGACCGGCUGCAUGUGCACGUGGUGGAGGACGGCAACGAGACCUUCGACUACCCCCCAGUCCAGCAGGUGGCACACCUCGGGUGCAAGCUUGUGAGGGAGCGAGAGCUGUUGUUCGACCAUCACAUGUCCGGGUUUGUGUACAAGGUCUCUAUCGACAACCAGCCCCUAAUCAAGAAGGAAAUCCCCGGGCCGCAGACGGUGGAGGAGUUCCUCUACGAGAUCAAUGCCUUGAGCAGCUUAACGUACUCGGACCAUGUGAUACAAUUUUUCGGGUUGGUGGUAGACGAUGAGCGCGAGUGCGUCAAGGGUCUUCUUAUCAGUUACGCAAACGGCGGUGCACUCGCCGACAUCAUCUACGACAGUUGCAAGGAGAGGAGGCAAGGGCUAGCGCAGUUUCUCAAGGAACGCUGGGCGAAGCAGAUCAUCCGCGGUCUGGCUGAUGUCCACGAGUCCGGCUUUGUGCAGGGUGACUUUACGCUGUCCAACAUUGUCAUUGACGAGUACGAGAAUGCCAAGAUCAUAGACAUCAAUCGAAGAGGCUGCCCGGUCGGGUGGGAGCCUCCCGAGGCGACGGCCCUGAUCGAGUCCAAUCAGCGCAUCACCAUGUACAUUGGUGUCAAGUCUGACUUGUACCAGCUCGGUAUGGUGCUGUGGGCACUAGCGAUGGAUGAAGACGAGCCGGACAGGGAGGGACGACCACUCAUCCUGGGGGACGAUGCUCAGAUAGCCGACUGGUACAGGAAGGUGACCAACAUUUGCCUCAGCCCCGAUCCUCGGAACCGCCUGCAGGCUUCCAUGCUCGUGCAGCUACUCCCUGACGAUCCUGUGCCUGCCACGAACCUCGCCCCUGCGGACGACGCCCUGCACGCAACGCCGCAGCAGGAAUACCACCCGGACGGCCGGCCGAGGAUCAAGGUCAAUGACUUGAAUAGCCGAUGGUUCAGCCCGGAUCGCUCCAAUGGGCCGAGCGAUUCGCGAGGUUAUCACGCCUGGCAGCAUUAUGCCCCCCGAGGCCGCUCUCCUCCGAGUCCGAUGCCAAGCAACGUCGACAGCGGUUCCAAGUCUCCACGUAGAUUCCACACAGAGUCUGCGUGGGCUGCGAACAGGAAUAUCCGGCCUUGCUACAGCGACAUUGGGGCGGACGAGGUGGUGCAGCAGCUCACACCGAGCGCCUCGGGCGAGAUGCCCACCUUCUUGCUGCCGCAGGAGAUGGACGGCAUGGCGGGUUGGAUGACUGAUAACCAGCUUCUUGGUUCGGCAGACGCGACGCCAUGCCCCACCAAGGAGCGCUCCUUUGAAGACGCGGUUGCCAGCGAGGCGGGGGCGCACGACAUUCAAGAUCCAGAGCAUCUCAACAAAGACGCUCUGCCGUCGGCAUCGCACCCUGAAAACCCGACAGCAGAGGAUGAUGAAGCCACGACACCCAAGGUUCACGGGCCAGCAACAGACCCUGUCAAAGACCCUUUGGACAAUGAGGCUGAACUUGUCGAGAAAUUCGCCGAUCCGGGUCAAGAUGCAGCAGAAAAUGUAGAAACUGGUACCGCCUCGCUGGCAGUUCGACAAGAGCCUGCGGAACCCGUCACCACCAGCCCCGAGCCCAGCGCCGUGGCCGCGGAAGCCGGGACAGACGGCAGUAUCCUCGACCGGUCCGAGUGCUUGUCAGACAGCGCGGCACUUCUCGGUGUCGCCCAGCUUGGCGAGAAGAUCUUGGCCGGAAAAGCGUCGUCUGGAAGUGACUCGGCCGACGAAUCUUCGGCCGUGGUUGAGCAGGUAGGAACUGAAGAUGCAGCGGUCAAGGACGAUGAGCCAGCCUUGACUGAUAUACGUACUGCUGCCGACGUUGUCGAUGCCGAUGUCAGGCCCAAGACGGCCGUCGAGGAGCCGUCAAAGGCAUCAAAGGCGCCAGAGGCGCCUGAAGGCGAUCUGCCAUCCAGCUCAACAGAUGUAGAGGCGGCGCAUGGAAAUGAAGUGGACAGCAACAAGGGAGCGAGUGAGGCUGGUCCGACAGUUGACGGCCCAAAGGAACCCUCCAACCUGUCCAUGCCAGGACAUGAGGCGUCCGGGGACGUCGACGCACAGCCGAACUACGAGUUCAGCACGACGCCGAGAAUCUAUCCUUGCGAACAACAGGACGGAUUGGACUUUAGGGCUGGCGACCUCACGCCAGAGAGAGAUCCGAUGCGGGCAAAAGAAUACGAAGGCAACUUUCACAUUGUCUCGAGACAGGAGGCAUUCUUAACGACAGAUGGACGUACAUGA